This is a messenger RNA of Cladophialophora carrionii CBS 160.54, 672 nucleotides long. RefSeq lists its product as uncharacterized. NCBI's taxonomy places the organism in Eukaryota, Fungi, Ascomycota, Eurotiomycetes, Chaetothyriales, Herpotrichiellaceae. Bases 1 to 672 code for a protein of 223 amino acids. The record is from RefSeq and is a predicted model, not a curated record. The transcript is spliced from 2 exons.
AUGGACAAGCCCAUCAUGGAAUUCCGCCCUGAACUCUGGCCUGUCCUAGACAGAAACCGACCGAUCCUGAACAUUGACCUCUUCUGGCCGAUCAAAGCUGAAGACAUGGACGACACCGAAGUACAGAACAGCGACGGCGACCAGAAGGGCAACUUCCCAUUCAGAGACCUCAAGCGUCUUGUCUCGUUCCGCAACCUCCACGUCCUCCACCUCAGUGGCAUGAUGAGAUCCUACCAGCCGAUCAUCUGGGAAGCCUGCUUUGUCAAUUCGAACCUCACCAAACUCACACUCGAAAUGGCGCCAGAACCAGAAAUCAACGACGUCUUUAAGGCGCAAUACAAGAAGAUCGACAGCAACUGGGCAUAUGACGGCUCGAAACCCUGCUACACCGAACCGACCGAAUACCUGGGCGGCUCUGAAGGUUCAGGCGAACUGCACCCGCAAUUCGGUAGCGGCGAGUAUCUCGACCGCACCGCCAUGAAGCAAGCACAAGCCGCGGCGGUGAAGGAGGAACUUCCAGCCGCGAACAAGCGCCAUCUGCCCAUUCAGACUCUGACGCUCAGCAACUUCGCCGUCGAUGCCGGUCCCUUCGUUAGUUGCUCACCCAUCCACACCCACACACACACACACACUCACUCACUCACUCACUCACUCACUCACUUCUCCACCUGA